Messenger RNA from Hydra vulgaris (swiftwater hydra), 1218 nucleotides. The record is from RefSeq and is a predicted model, not a curated record. Lineage: Eukaryota; Metazoa; Cnidaria; Hydrozoa; Anthoathecata; Hydridae.
AUGGACUUUCAACUAAGUCAACACGGGAUUGAUUGGUUGCAAGUUUUUAUAAAAAGACAACAAGAGUUGUCUUUUCGAACACUUGAAGCAAUUAGCUUUGCUCAAUCAACUGCCUUUAACCGACACACUGUUGGAGAAUUUUUCCAAAAUCUAAGAACAGUAAGAAAUCGAUAUAAGUUUGAUCCUUAUUGCAUAUAUAAUGUUGAUGAAAAUGGUUUAACAACAGUGCAAAAGCCAGUAAAUAUGUUAGCAGGUAAAGGAAGUAAACAAGUAGGAAGAAUCACAUCUGCAGAACGAGGAACAUUAGUAACUGGAUGUUGUGCUUCAAAUGCAAUUGGAAACUCUAUUCCUCUACUAUUUGUUUUUCCUAAGGUCAAAUUUCAUGAUUACAUAAUAAAGGAAGAAUCUCCUGGAUGCGUGGGAUUUGCAAAUCCUUCUGGUUGGAUGAAUUCAGACAUUUUUAUAGAAUGGAUAAAACAUUUUGUGAGGUAUUCAAACUGGUCUCAUGAAUCUCUAGUUUUGUUACUUCUGGACAGCCAUAAAAGUCAUAUUUCUGUUAGAGCUUUGGAUCUUGCAAUUCAACAUGUAAUUGCAAUGCUAAGUUUUCCUCCCCAUUGUACCCAUAAAUUGCAACCAUUAGGUAGAACUGUUUUUGGACCAUUUAAAUGGUUUUAUAACGCUGCCUGUGAUAAUUGGAUGGUCACAAAUCCAAGACUUAUGACUAUUUAUGAUAUUGUUUCAAUAGUUCGCGAACCAUAUACAAAAGUUUUCUCACCAUCUAAUAUACAGAGAGGAUUUCAAGUAGCUGGCAUUGAGCCAUUUAAUCCAGAAAUUUAUAAAGAUGAUGAAUAUUUACCAUUAUCAGUUACAGAUCGUGCUGCUCCAAAUGUAGUAAACACAAUUCUUGUGGAACCUGAAAUGACUGUAGCACAUGUUGAUGGCAUGGAGCCUGAAAUGCCUUUAGUACAUCAUGAAACAAGUUUUUCGAACAAAGUGUCACCAAGCAUUGCUUCAUUACUCUCACCUGAAGUUUUGAAACCUUACCCGAAAGCAUCUGCUAUACAAAGAAGUGUUAAAAGUAGGCAAUUAAAAACAAAGAUUUUGACUGAUACUCCAAUCAGAAAUGAAAUUCGUUUAUCGGGUUGUUUGCAGUUUUCAAAAUACUGCAACGGCGAUCAAUGCGCCCCCAUCUUCCCUAUACGAAUACUUGUGUUGUAA